AUGUUAGAACGCACUGAUCUGAGCAUGGAUGCAAGUUUCGGCGGUAAAAUGGACGAUGAGGAUGAGCUGAACAACCAGGGUGUUAUACUGAUACACGGAAUUGGCAAUAAAAUCACCAGGUUUCAGGGCAUGGUGAAGCAUCUACUCUCAAAAGGUUACAAACAAUCUGAGAUUUAUGGGACAACUUGGGGCGAUGCUGGUGCCACGCCGGCCGCACUGGUAGAUAUGAAGUGCUCUUACGUAAAGCAGAUCAGGAGUAUGAUAAUUGCUGUCCGCCAGUACACUGGUACGCGGGUUGACGUGAUUGCUUAUUCGAUGGGUUCGCCAAUUGCUCGAAAAGCGAUUCUUGGUGGGAACUGCGUCGAUACGCGUGAGAUUCUCGGUCCACCUUUAACAGAAUUAAUCGACACAUACCUCAGUGUGGCUGGUGCUAACUACGGUAGCGUUUUGUGCAUUGUGCCGAUACCGGUUGGGACAUGCAAUCGGAGGACCGGACUGCACUGCAAGUCCACAUUCCUGCAGGAUAUUAAUGCACAGACUCGAUAUGAAGGGACAUUCAUUUUCAGUAUUUUUUCGGAUGGCGAUGAAAAGAUUGGCUUUCGUGCUUGUGACACAUUGCUUAGUCCAAUUAAAGGUGAAACAGGAUUUGUGAAGAAAGAAUUCCUGAGUCACGAUCUUACGAUGGAUAGCACCUAUGAGAUGCAACGAAAUUUCAUCCAGAAACAACGACCCAUCUGA
Messenger RNA from Gongylonema pulchrum, 738 nucleotides. The record is from the annotation of a GenBank genome assembly. NCBI's taxonomy places the organism in Eukaryota, Metazoa, Nematoda, Chromadorea, Rhabditida, Gongylonematidae.